CUUCAAUAUUUUUUUUAUAAUUUUUUCAUUACAUGAAAAAUUUCAUUUUCACAUAAAAGCAUAAAAAUCUCGACUUUCUCAGCGUCUAACAAAAAAUUCACGGUUACUAUUUAAUUUCACUCAAUUAGAAGAUUGGUUUAUUAAGUUAGGACAUGUGCGCAUUUAGAAACAUAAUUAUGAAAUCGCGACGACUCAAGUAUUUGUCGUAUCCCCGAGAGCGAAUCGACUGGAGCAAGCCAGAAUGGAGGUUAACCACAGCAUUAAAACGUUACAGGCCAACCAAGCGUAUAAUUCAGCUGGCGAAGCCGGUUAAUCGAGGAAUAGGAAAGGUCUACUCAGUCCCGUCAGAAAAGAAACUGAGAAACACGAUAAGUUACCAACCUUCACAACGUCUUCUGGAAUUGGCGGUCCCGCCAGUGAAACCGCCGGGUAAUAGAGAUAAACGAAAAAAUCCCUAUCGCAUACCACCGAAAGCAUUACGCGCCAAACCCACAGCUCGUCUACUGGAAUUAGCAGAGCCAAAGGAGCACGAUUACCUUGAGCCCCUUAACCCUUGGUCCAUAUCAAAAUCGGCACUAAGAGCUAAGGCGUCUCAAAGAAUCGAAAUGCUCUCCAAACCUAAGAAAUACAACUAGUAAACCAUAUAAAAUUUCUGUUUCAAAUCAUUCGUCAUUGAUCAGAAAAGUCCGAACGGUAUGU
Bactrocera tryoni is the source of this 699-nucleotide messenger RNA. RefSeq lists its product as uncharacterized. The record is from RefSeq and is a predicted model, not a curated record. The transcript has 2 exons. Bases 153 to 635 code for a protein of 160 amino acids. Lineage: Eukaryota; Metazoa; Arthropoda; Insecta; Diptera; Tephritidae.